Molecule: messenger RNA, 1722 nt
Organism: Aspergillus alliaceus
Lineage: Eukaryota; Fungi; Ascomycota; Eurotiomycetes; Eurotiales; Aspergillaceae
Exons: 6
Coding region: 1-1722 (573 amino acids)
Source: RefSeq, a predicted model, not a curated record
AUGCGUUACGAAAGUUGGGAUGUGCUUCUCUUCCCCGAGAACUCCAAGGUGCCCAUCCAGGAGUUCAAGACGCAAUGCUUUGUGAUAAAAGACAGAGUGUCCCAUUACCUACAUACCCCGGCCCUCAUCAAUCCAGCAUCCUAUUGCCUCCCCCAGGGGAACAUGGGUCUACUGCCUGUGCUUACAACUUUUAUCCCGAGCAUAUCGUCGAAUACCCCGUUUCGGGUGUCUGUCCAUAGCUGGGAAAGGCCUCGCCCAAGUCGGUUCAUGGAGAGUCUGCUCCAACCGGAUGAUGCCUUGCUUUUUGAAGUGCGAGUCUUUAUUGAUGGCCUUUUUGUCUCAGGUAGCGUCUUUGGUCAGAGGACCAGUUGGCCCCAUGUCAUUGAUCUAAGUUCCCACAUCGACAAGAGUGGUAACCAGGACAGCCUUCGUUUUCCCCCAUUUCACCAGGAGAUUCUGGAACAGCAGCACUGGGACGCCGGUGAGCUUUAUGGCAGGAUCAGAGUGGUGAUCUCUGAAGGAUUUGCUCGACCACACCGUAACCCGCCGUUUGAGCGUGUCAAGGAAGUCAUUGCUUUUGCUUUUCAGCAUGCACCUUUGCAGGUCUUGGAGUAUUCUAGUAUUGCCUGGCCCAAUGCGUCAAUGUGGAGCCGAGAACCCCGCCUGUUCAAAUAUAACUCUAGAGGCGAGCUGAACGACUUAAAGGAGCCAGAAGACUCGCAUGCACACUCGCCUACCAGGCAUGGCCUUCGACAACCAGUUGCUACGAGCAGCCAGAUCAGCAACCCCGCAGCACACGGCUCUUGGAUGUAUCGAAACUAUCAACGGCCUAUACCCCAGAUGCAUGGCAACCUCCGAGAACCACGAUGGCCUCAACAGGAGCAGAUUUUGCCAGAUCCUUUCAUUGAUCCCUACGUGCUCGAUCCAUCCGCUCGCCACCGGGGUGCGAGGCCAUCUUGGGAGGAUGUAUCUAUGCCAGACUAUGUUUCGACUUCCACUAGCAGUCGAGCUAUAUCGAAUAUGACUGGCAUUAGCUACGAGCACAGCAAACACCCAAGCGUCAUCUCUCCGAUUGAUGAAGAGUCCUAUAAUCAGUUUAUCGAAGCUCUAAGCCCUCCCAAGCCACUGUCUUGCGGUACUCAAGCCCCUACGAACACACCUUCUGUUACAUUGCCUAUGGCGCGAAAGCUCUCUGUGGCAGCAGAAGUGCGCUCAGCUUCAUACACUAAAGCCGGGGAUCAAGAAUCUGCUCUGAAGGGGAGCUCACAUCCUGUCACAAGAAAUGUCUCAGAAUCCAGCGCUAAAUCUAAUCUGUCCGCCGAGCCUGUUGCUGAGACUGCGGUAGCAAGCAAGCUGCCCGUUACCCCAAAUGUGCAAAUCAAAGGUAGAAAAGAGGGAAUGAUCUCAGAUCAGAAGGAAAAUGAGACUACGGCGGAAACAACACCGCGCAGAGAGUGUGACAAGGUACACCAUACACCGACUAGGACAACUGUGCGUACCAAUGGAAACCUGGAAACCCCCACUGGGUCUAGAAGAAGACGGUCCAUGAGUUCUGCUCGCAGGGAAAGCUUCAGUCUCACCAAAGGAGAGCCAAUUACGCUUUCACCGGCGCAAGACUUGUCCGAGACGGAGAACCUUAUCCGACAGGCUGGUCUUGAAGAACUUCUUGGACCAAGAAGCCACCGUGCAGGUUCUGUAGUGGAGAUGACUGAAACUGACUGA